AUGAAGUCUCCUCAGCUGAGGAAUAUUACGCGACCCAACCGCUCCGGCGACCCGGUUCUCGAUGGUUUUCUCCGAUCAAUAUACGAGCAAGAGACGGCAGGUGGCGCGGACUUCCUACGCGCACAGAGCGGCGUGUACGACAAAGUAUUCCGGUCAUUCUUUGCCCGUGAAUGCGAGUGUAACUGUCCACGUUCAUGCGAGGUUGCCGAGCCCGGACACACUCAUACGCUCCAAGAAAGAACCGAAUAUAUUCAGCGAUCUCUUCCUCCAUUGCCAUCUGUCUUCGCCGGACUUGGUGCCCAGACACAUGAUGGGCAUCGCGCCUCCUUCUCCCGCUGGGACAGUUUCCUCUCCGAUCGACCACAAGAGCCACUUUCCUUCCGCAAGACACAAGCUUCCCUUUCACCGAAAUCCGUGACUAUCACGCGCCAGUGGGACGUUGAUAGCAUCUGGUUUGGGGCCAAAAGCCUUUCAGCCAUCCGGUCUCCCAACCAGUUCCGCUUGUCGUUCUUCCCGCCACAUAAGAGCAACAUCUCCACCAACCAGGUCAUUCAACCCCACGUUCUAGAUCUGGCACAUACACGGCAUGCAUCGAUCGGGUCGUUCUCCACCGGUAAUGUCCGCUUCAGUGUCUUCGUGUUUUUCCCUAAUGGAAGUCACUCAUCUGCACCGGCUUCUACGAAUAGUCUUUCGCUAGACCGGUUCAGAGAUUUGUAUGACGAUAUCAUCAUACCGGCGGCCCACGAGUCAUUACCAGACCAUAUCCAGCAGGAGAUUCCCAGCUCAUAUGACCUUGUUUACGCAAAGUCGCGCGCCUACCAGGAGAGGCCGGGAGCUGGUCGCUGGGCUGCCGAUGAUGAGAGCCGGACCUUCCGCCUGGCUUAUAGUGUCCCCGCCGAAUGUCUGUCGCGGUUCUGGUCGUCAAUCGUGCAGAAGGCGAACCUACACAGGAUACAAACGAGGCGGGGAAAGACAAUCGCUUAUUAUCAGAACCCCCGCCUACUUUUCCAAGCCCACGACCUGAAGAACGUAUUUGCACAACCGAACCUUCAAGAGAUCCUGAUUUUGUUCCGAGAUGCUAUCCUGGCUGGCCUUGACCCGGAACAACUUGAUUUGCACUCCUGCUGGCUCGAUGUGGGGAUGCGUGACCAUGUUAGCAGACAGCAUCAUCAUGAUGGCCAGGCACCAUCGCAAAAUGACCCGUACAACGGCUAG
This is a messenger RNA of Fusarium poae, 1215 nucleotides long. RefSeq lists its product as uncharacterized. Bases 1 to 1215 code for a protein of 404 amino acids. The transcript is spliced from 4 exons. Lineage: Eukaryota; Fungi; Ascomycota; Sordariomycetes; Hypocreales; Nectriaceae. The record is from RefSeq and is a predicted model, not a curated record.